This is a messenger RNA of Scylla paramamosain (green mud crab), 5680 nucleotides long. It is a transcript of the gene cactin, whose product is annotated as splicing factor Cactin-like. Gene Ontology annotation, cellular component: cytoplasm; spliceosomal complex. The transcript is spliced from 9 exons. The record is from RefSeq and is a predicted model, not a curated record. Gene Ontology annotation, molecular function: protein binding. Gene Ontology annotation, biological process: mRNA cis splicing, via spliceosome. Lineage: Eukaryota; Metazoa; Arthropoda; Malacostraca; Decapoda; Portunidae. The coding region runs from base 129 to 3041 and encodes 970 amino acids.
CUUGAGAACGUUGUGGCGGCGGCGAGUGAGAGAGGUAAGGAAUAGGCGCUGCUGCUUACUACUGCAUCCUUACCCUCAGAGCUGCCCCACGCCCCGGACAGCAGGUGUGACGCGUCACCCCAGUCAGGAUGAGGUCACGAGAGCGGCAGCGGAGCAGGUCAGGAUCAAGACAGAGGCACCGAAACGGGUCACUGGUGAGAGAUAAGAAUGAAUCACACUCCAGAAGCAAGGUCAGGAAGAGAUCGCGGUCACGGGAGAGGAUGAAGAGGUCAAGAUCGAGGGACAGAAGGUCAAAAUCACGAGAUAAGGUCAGGAGGAGAUCAAGAUCGAGAGACAGGAGGUCAGUUUCGAGAGAGAAGAUCAGGAGGUCCAAAUCAAGAGAUAGGGACAGGAAAAGGUCAGAGUCUGGGACCGAUGAAGAGGAGAGUGAUGAGUCUGGGUCGCCAGAAAGGUCAGACUCGAGUCCAGUGGAAAGUGAGGAGAGCAGGUCACCCUCAAGGGAGAGAAGAGACAAGAAGACAAGAGCAGAGGAAAGCAGGGAGAAGGUGAGGAAGAAAGAGAAGUCACACUCGAGGGAGAGGAGAGAGAGACGGUCACACUCGAGGGAAAGGAGAGGGAAGAGGUCGCACUCAAGGGAGAGAAGAGAGAGAGAGCGGAGAGACAGAAGGUCACACUCGAGGGAAAGACGAGAGAAGCGUUCGCCGGUGAGAGAGAGAAGGGAGAGGAGAUCACCGUCGCAGGAGAGAAGGGAGAGAAGAGAGUGGAAAUCCCCAUCAAGAGAAAGAAGAGAGAGAAGAGAAAGAUCACACUCCAGGGAAAGGAGAGAGAGGAGAUUACACUUGGAGAGAAGGCAACAGUCCCCUUCAAAAGACAGAGAAACAACCCACACGAGAGAACUAAGGCAGGUGAUGUCAAGAGGGGGAGGCAGAUCACACUCAAGAGGGAGGGGCCGGCCACUCUCACACUCCCCCGAGGACACCCGCAGGCACCAGGGAGGCAGGGGGAGAUCCUCAUCGGGGGAGAGAGGCACCAAACGUGACAAGGAAACCAAGAAAAAGAAGGAGAAGAAGAAAAAGAAGAAACACAAGAAGGAGAAGUACUCGUCCUCGUCUUCCUCCUCGCUGUCAUCCUCUGAGAGUGAUGACGGGGUGGGAGGGGAGAUGUCCUUCAUGGAGCGCCUGCAGGAGGAGCGGGCGAGGGCUUUGGAGGACAAGCUGGCCCUCAAGAAACAAAGGAAGCUGCUGGAGACGCCAGCAGAGAAAAGGUUAAGGAGGCUGCAGAAAAAGGAAGCCAAGGAGAGGAAGAGGAAGGAGAAGAUGGGUUGGGACAGCGAGUACCUUCACUUCACCAACGCUGACAACCCCUAUGGCGACAACAACCUUCUUGACACCUUUGUAUGGAAGAAGAAGCUGGAGAAGGAGGGACUUACUGACCUCACCAGGGAGGACAUAGAGAAGAGGAGCCGCGCCAAGAUGGAUGAGAACCGGAUGGAGCUGGAGAAGGUGAAGAAGAGGCGGCAGGAACGGGAGCUGGAGAGGCAGGAGAGGGAGAAGAUGAUGGAGUUGGAGCAAAGGCAGAGGGAGGCAGCUCAGUUCUCUCAGUUCUCAAGACAGGAGGACCAGUUUCAGCUUGAGCAGGCCAGGUUGCGGUCACAGAUUCGUAUCCAGGAUGGGCGAGCCAAGCCAAUCGACCUCCUGGCGCAGUAUGUGAGCUCUGAGGGAGACGUCAGUGCUGUGGACAUGCAUGAGCCCUAUACGCACCUCACGGGCCUCACGCUGGUUGACCUGGAGGACCUGCUGGAGGACAUCAGGGUGUACAUGCAGUUGGAGAAGGAGGACAUCAAUCAGAGCUACUGGAACGACCUGAUCACCAUCGUGCAGGACGAGCUGCGGCGUCUCAGACAGCGGGACGUGGCCUCCAUCGACCUCUCGGCCCACCACCGGCAGGGCAUCCACGCCGCUGUGGCCUCGGACGUGUCCAGCGUAUUCGUCAACAAGUCUGUGGCCGAACUGAACCAGCUGCAGCGGAACAUUGAGAUGAAACUGGCCGGCCCCACCACCGGACUGGACAUCGGCUACUGGGAGUCACUUCUCUCGCAGCUCAGAGCCCACCAGGCCCGGGCAAGACUGAGGGAGAGACACAGAGACAACCUGCGAAAGAAACUGGAGAUGCUCAAGGCAGAACAGGGCGUCAAGGAGGAGGAUGAAGAAGAGGAGGAAGAUGAAGAGGAGGAGGAGGAGGAGCAGCAACAGGAAGAGCCCCAGCGAAUGGAAAGGGUGGAGGAGCGGCCUGUUGUGACAGUGAAGGAAGAAGUAGAGAAGGAGGAAGAGGAGAGGGGGGGGGAGGGGGAGGGGGAGGAAUGGGACUCUGAGUGUGAAGGGGACAGUGCCAUACAAGCGUCCCUGGCAUUGUAUGUAUCUGGCCGUUACUCUCCUCGUCUGAUGGCACUGAACAAGUUGGAGCCAGGCACAGUAGUGGUGGAUGAGGCAGAGGACACACAGCGGCUGGCCUGGGCACGGCAGAGGGUGGUGGGGGCAGGCCAGGCAGUGGAGAGUGUGCUGACGGCAGAAGAGAAGGUUAUGCAGAGGGAGGCACAGCGGGCGAUGACCAGUGAGGAGGCUCAGUUCAGCGUGGAGGCGCGGCUCGACCCACAGCACUUCCUCUGGUCCGACAAGUACAGGCCACGUAAGCCUCGCUACUUCAACCGUGUGCAUACCGGCUUUGAGUGGAACAAGUACAACCAGACACACUACGACAUGGACAACCCUCCGCCCAAGAUCGUCCAGGGGUACAAGUUCAAUAUAUUCUACCCUGACCUCAUUGACAAGUCCAAGACGCCGCAGUACGAACUCAUCCCCUGCAGUGACAACCGGGACUUUGCACUGCUCAAGUUCACCGCCGGGCCACCCUACGAGGCCAUUGCGUUCAAGAUUGUGAACCGCGAGUGGGAGUACUCCUACAAGAGGGGCUUCCGUUGCCAGUUCCACAAUAAUAUCUUCCAGCUGUGGUUCCAUUUCAAGCGUUAUCGGUACAGGAGGUAGUCUGAGGCAAGGGGAGGUUGAAGGGCAGGGAGCAAUAGGUAUAGUUACAGUACAGUUUGCUUACAGUGGGGUUUGGGAAGGAAUAGGGAAAGAAGGAAGGGGUAAGGAGUAUUUUCAAGGAAUAUUACUGGAGGGUUGAGGGGAGGGUCAAAGGGCAGGACUUUAAGGCUAGUUUACAGAUUUGCAAAGGGAGAAAGGAGAGAAACAAGGGGUGAUGGGGAUGUUUUCAAGCAGUAUUCAUAAAGAAGGUCGUUAUAAGACUGCGGGGACAAGGGAAGGAUGAUUGAUUGUAACAGAGAGAGCAAAGGAGAUUAAAGUGAUGAAAAUGGGAAGAAAGGGAAUGUGUAGUGAAUGAAAGAAGUUAAAUAAAUAAUGAGGCCGAAGAUAUAAGAAAGUAAGAUUCAGGUGUGGAAGAAAGAAUGUGUAGUGAAUGCAAUAAGUUAAAGAAUGUGCAGCAAAUGAAAAAAAAGUUAAACAAGCAGUGAGGGUACAAAUAGAAGAAAAGCAAAAUUUGGCUGUGGAGGAAAGAGAAUGCAUAGUAAAUUGAACAAGAACUGAAUAAUUGAAUAGGAAUGAAAGAGGAAGCAGAAAAGGUAAUGAUGCAUGCAAGGAAACUGAGACUUUGUGUGGCAUGCAAGACACAAGCCAGGAUCCCAGCAGCUGUGAGAGUGUAAUGGGUUAUCAGAAGCGGCUGUGGUGUACAGAGAAGAGGCAGUGAAAGUAAUGAAACUGUACCACAUUUGGCAUUUACAGGAAAGGUGAAGGAUUGAAAUAUGCACUUGUGGGGGCUGGAGGAUCAAAUGCAGCAUCUUAACCUGUUUACUGCUUGAUAAAUUUUCUCAUAAUUCCCUUUAAACUUGGUCAGCAUCUUAACUCAUUCAUCUCACAAAUUUUCCCAUAAUCCCAUAAAACCUCACCAGCAUCUUAAACUUAUUGUUGCCUCACUAAUUUUCCCAUAAUUCCUGUAAAACCUGGGCACCUUAACUCAUUCACUGCCCCUUUUCUCAGAAUCCUUUAACCCUUUCACUGAUAUGCAACAACUUAACAUUAACCCUUUCAUUACAAGACAUUUUCCCCAUAAUCCCUUGGCAUUUUCUAAACAUUUUUAUAAUACAGUAUAUUAGUUUCAUAGCAUGGAAAAUAGAAAACAAACUUCUUAUUCUUUCAGUUCUUCAUAAUUAUGCCAAUGCUAAUUUUGCUCCUAUACUGCUCUCAACAUUACCGAAAGAUGACAAAAGCAGUGAAAUGAUUAAGAACACUGUACAAAACACUAAGGCACCUACAAGAAAAAAUAUGAUUAAAAGAGUAGAUUUUCCUAUUUCUCGCCAAUAUAAAGUUCAGCGAAGGCCGUGGAACGAAAGGAAGUGUUUCAGAGAUGUGUGUGAUGCAAUAACAGUGUGUCAAAUAGCACUGGGAGUCAAAACUGAUGCUUUUUAUACUGCAGCCUCAGACCUGUAGCCCAGAAAACUAAAUUAUGCUGUUCUCUAUACUUCAGCUAACUUAGAGUAUGUUUCCUUCCAUCCUUCUUUCAGUUUUUCCUUCCUUCUUUGUUUCUGUACUUUAUUCCUUUUUUUCCUUCCAUCUUUCUUUUUUUUGUCUUCCUUCUUCCUUUAUGUAUUUCCUUUCUUUAUUCCUUCUUUUCCUUCCAUCCUUUUUUCCUUCCUUUCUUUCCUUUAUUCCUUGUUUUCUCUUUUCCAUCCAUCCUUCUCUUCUUUCUCUUUUUCUUCCAUCCUUUUUUUCUUUUCCCUUCUUCCUUCCUCUCCUUUAUUCCUUCUUUUUUCCUUCCCUCUUCCUUUCUCUCUCUCCCCUUUAUUCCUCCUACAAGCAAUUCCUUUCAUGGUGGCAUAAGAGCUGGCAACAGUGUACCAUAGUUUGCAAUGACCUACCAAAGCAGUGGAGAGUGAAGGUAAUUUGUCUGCAGAGAAAAGUGAAAUGACUGGAGUAGUAUAAUUUUUAUGAGUGGCAGUGGGGUUGGUGCAAGACAGUUAGUUACCUGCAGUGAAAUGGGGAGGCAGACUGCUGGAGUACAUAAGAGAAAGGGGGCAAGAGAAUGGGAGGGUCAGUGCUUGAAGUAAGGAAUGAAGGUACAGGAAAAAGAGAAAGGGAAAUAAAAAGUUUGUUGUAACUACUGCUUAGGGGUAUUCACUGUAUAUGUGAGAGGUUGAUUGAUAAAAAGAAGGAAAAAUAUAAGGAAAUCCAACUAUGUAUAUUGUAACAGGGAUGUGGAUAAAGAAAAGAGAUGAAAGUAUGUUAUAACAAGUGUUUGGGAUAUUAAGAUGUGAGAGAUAGACUGAUAGAAAGAAUGAAAAAAAAUAAGUAAAUCUAACAAUGUACCUUAUAAUUUAGUGAUUCAUGGUGACAUAAGCUAUUUAGUAUGUGUGUGUGUAAGUGUGUGUGUGUGUGUGUGUGUGUGUGUGUGUGUGUGUGUGUGUGUGUGUGUGUGAGGUAACAGGCAGUGUCCACUUAAACCCAUCAGCAUCAAUGUGCAGUGAUAGGUGAGAGGGGAGGGUACUGGAGUGAGGGCCUGUGCUUCCCUUGCCUCUCUCAACAGGCCGGCCAAGGAAGUGUCUGUGUAAAAAAUAUAUGAUUAGUACACUGUAAAGUUGUCAUAUUUUUUAAAUGAACUAUAAUGUGUGUAA